Molecule: messenger RNA, 2278 nt
Organism: Camelina sativa (false flax)
Lineage: Eukaryota; Viridiplantae; Streptophyta; Magnoliopsida; Brassicales; Brassicaceae
Molecular function (GO): phosphatase activity
Source: RefSeq, a predicted model, not a curated record
GUUGGCUUUUCGUUUGUUUGUCUUCUCGAUUUCGUCUCCAUGAUCCUAGAUUCCAUGUCCCCUGCUGUCAUCUUCCGCUGGUUUGGUCUUUCAAUAAGGUCUCGUUACACCUAUACGUGCUUGGUCCAAGGUCGUUUUAAUUCGAUCCACAGAGCCAAUGCCAUAUAUAGAAAUGAAGAGCAAGAUAAGCAAGGUUCUUGGUGUCUGUAAGAAACAUAAAGCAACUAUAAGAAGCUCGUCCUCUUUGUCCAAAAUAUCAGGGGACUUGGAAAGCAUGACCACAGCUACUACUCCUACGUGCCACGAUGAUGAGAAACAGCAUCCUGGUUUGGAUACUUUUGCUCGGGAUAGUGAAACCAAUGAGCCCGCUGAAAUGCUUGUUGAAGACACUUCUCAGUCUCAGGCGUUUGCUUCUUCAGUUGAUGGUUCUGAAUCUGUCGAAAAAACGGAAAUUGCUUGCAAUUACAUGUCAAACUCAGAUACAAUAUUUUCACCUGUUCUGAAUGACGAACUGGAUGGAAAUGAUCGAGUAUUUACAGCAGGAAACUCCGUGCACUGGGAAACCCCCAGGUGGGGAGCCGACGAGAGCAGCAACAAGAUUUGCUUUGACAACCAAACGUGCAACGUUUCUGAUUUCUAUAUUUCUGACGUUCUCAUUGCGAGCUUGCCUUUUGAUGAAAGUGGAAAUGAUGCUUUCACUGAAAUUAGCCCCUUGCCUCAUUACAUCUUUCCUGAGCAGUACAUGGUACUUCCUUACUUAGAAGAUGGAUCAGCCAACACGGAUGAUAUUAAGUCAGAUGUUGACAAGAUUAAUCUCGAUAACCAUGACUUGUUUCUGGCGUUCAACCGGACAAGAUCCUACAACGUGGAACCAGAGGAUCAUGCUGAAGCUGAACUAGCUGAAGACUUUGACCCGCAGCUUUUUAUAAAAAAUCAGCCGGAAUUAUCAGAUGUUGUAUCCAAUUACUGGCCUCGGGAUACCCUAAGAAAGAAGUCUGUGACCCUUGUCCUUGAUUUGGAUGAAACUUUGGUUCAUUCAACUCUGGAAUCGUGUAAUGCUGCAGAUUUUUCCUUCAGGGUCUUUUUCAACAUGCAAGAAAACACGGUCUUUGUGAAACAAAGGCCACACCUUUACAGGUUCUUGGAGAGGGUGGUAGAACUGUUUCAUGUCGUCAUUUUCACAGCAAGCCACAGCAUCUAUGCCUCACAACUUCUAGAUAUAUUGGACCCAGAUGGAAAGUUCAUAUCACAGCGUUUUUAUCGCGAUUCGUGCAUUCUUUUGGAUGGAAUUUACACCAAGGAUUUAAAUGUUCUGGGUCUUGAUCUGGCUAAAGUGGCUAUAAUUGACAACUGUCCGCAGUGAGAGUAAGUUUCCUUGCUUGCUCGUUUUUUUUUAAUAGAAGACCUAGUUGUGGGCUUAAAUCUUAUGAUGUUGCUAGUUCUUCUCUGCCAAGAUAGAUCCUAGAAAAUCUUGCAGUUUGUUACAAAUGUACAGUUGGUUAAGCUGAUAUAAUGGAUGUGUACAAAUGAGUUAUUAUUGCGUGAAAUCUUUUUGCAAGUUAACACCAGCUGCGUUCAUGUCUCUCUCUCUCUGGACUCAUUUCCUACUUGGACUGGUAAAUUCAGAACGUUUUAAAUGCGUCUUUGCCAGUCAUAGAAAUACAGAAAUAUAUUCAAAUAAUGCAGAAGUUGUUGAGUCCAUGAAUCUUGAAUCUUCUAUCAGCUUCUCUUGUUUAUUUUAAAGGUUCUGAGCAAAGUUAUCCCACGUUUUCCAUCUCUUGGCUUUGCAACAUUCAGAUGAGAUUUCAUACCUCGAGGUUGGAGGAAUUCUGAGUAUGCGAUGAUCGAGUCAAGCUCAUGGUAUAUAUAUAUAGUCUAUAAUACUCAUUAAAGGUUUUAUGAUUUUGCAUGCCUUAUGUGCAGAUAUCAUCCAAUGAAGUAACGAAACUUAACUAUAUUUAUACGCUUAAUGGAAAUGACAAGAGUAGGUAAGUUUUAAAUCCAUUUUUACUUAGUCCUUUCUUUGGUCUAACAAGCUUCUUCUGCUUCUGGUUUCUUAUUCCCUUCCUCUCCAACCUUGUAAUUUUUUUUAAUACUGAAAGCUGUUUCAGAAUCAUGUUACUUAACUCGGUCCAAAAUCUGAUUAUGUCCCUCUGUUUCUUCCCCUUGUUUCAUGUAGAGGAAAAAAGGUUAUUGUCUUAAUAUCAUACACGUUUUAGUCACAGAUGAUUGUUUAAAUUGUAACUCAGUUUCAGUAAUGCUGUGUAUCAGUUUCUGA